AUGGCGUCACUGUGCUUAUCUCUCCACCAAACCCUAAAACCCUUGGCGGCUCCUAGACUCACACCACUCUCCCUCUCCUUCCCUACCUCCACCAUCUCACUCCUCCCCUCACCCAAACGCCUCUCCACCCUAACCACACGCGCAUCCCACACCCCAACACCAGCAACAGAGCGCGUGAUCUCAAUCGCCUCCUACGCCUUACCUUUCUUCAACUCCAUCCAAUACGGUCGCUUCCUCUUCGCACAAUACCCCAAACUCGGCCUCCUCGUGGAGCCCCUCUUCCCCAUCCUCAACCUCUACACAUCCCUCCCUUACGCCAGCUUCGUCGCCUUCUUUGGCCUCUACUUGGGUGUCGUGAGGAACACGAGUUUCACCAGGUACGUUAGGUUCAACGCGAUGCAGGCCGUGACGCUUGAUGUGUUGCUUGCGGUUCCGGUUUUGUUGACGAGGAUAUUGGAUCCGGGUCAGGGAAGUGGGUUUGGGAUGAAGGUGAUGAUGUGGGGACAUACGGAUUGA
Messenger RNA from Eruca vesicaria subsp. sativa (arugula), 516 nucleotides. Lineage: Eukaryota; Viridiplantae; Streptophyta; Magnoliopsida; Brassicales; Brassicaceae. The record is from the annotation of a GenBank genome assembly.